Schizosaccharomyces osmophilus is the source of this 4266-nucleotide messenger RNA. RefSeq names its product mRNA cleavage and polyadenylation specificity factor complex, WD repeat protein Cft1 (gene cft1). The record is from RefSeq and is a predicted model, not a curated record. Bases 1 to 4266 code for a protein of 1421 amino acids. Gene Ontology annotation, molecular function: nucleic acid binding; protein binding. Gene Ontology annotation, cellular component: nucleus; mRNA cleavage and polyadenylation specificity factor complex. Lineage: Eukaryota; Fungi; Ascomycota; Schizosaccharomycetes; Schizosaccharomycetales; Schizosaccharomycetaceae. The transcript has a single exon.
AUGUCAACUAUAUUUCAAAGUUUGACGGAUUCAACAGCCGUUAAAAAUGCUGUUCAAGGAAAAUUAUCUUCACUUUCUACUAGUAAUUUGAUUGUUGGCAGAGUAGACUCUCUUUAUGUUUUUGAAAUCGAGAAAGUUCAAAAAGAUGAAUCUGAAGCUUUUUCACAGAAUGAUUACUCAAAUAACUUGAUUGAUGAUAGUCAAGCCUUUAUGGAGACGAAUAUGCAUUUGAUUCGUACUCACGAACACACUAGUUAUGUUUUACGUCUCGUGAGCCAAUUUCAGGUAUUUGGAACAAUAACUGCUCUUUCUAUUUUAAAAGGAAAAGGAAAUAAGGGAUGUGAUUUACUAGUUAUGUUGUCGGAUUAUGCUAAAAUAUCCAUUUUAGAGUGGGAUAUGAAAACUCAAAGCCUAGUAACAACUAGUCUUCAUUAUUAUGAAGCAGUUAAACCGACAAUGCCGUCUAUUAAUCGAACUCCUACUCAGUUAAUUGUUGAUCCAGAUUCUAAUUGCUGUUUGCUGAGGUUUCACACUGAUAUGAUGGCGAUUAUUCCUUUCCCCAAGCUUGAAGAUCUUGAAAUGGAGGAAGCCACUGUAGAUGACGCUAAAAAUAUCUGGAAUUCCAUCACUCCUUAUAAACCUUCUUUUGUUUUAGACUCCUCUCAGUUAGAGUCUACAAUCGCACGGAUACUAGAUGUUAAAUUUUUGUAUGGCUAUAGAGAGCCAACUUUGGCUAUCUUGUACAGUCCUCAGCAAACAACUACAGUAACCCUUCCUAUCCUGAAAGACAAUGUCUGCUUUUCUCUCGUUACUUUAGAUUUGGAUCAGCGUGCUAGUGCUGUGAUCACCACGAUACAAAAUCUUCCGUAUGAUAUUUUCCAAUUAGUCCCAAUACCAAUGCCGCUUGGCGGAUCAUUGUUAGUUGGCGGUAAUGAACUAAUUUAUGUUGACUCAGCCGGACGCACUGUUGGUAUAGGCGUCAAUACGUUUUAUCCUAAGUGUACAAAUUUUCCUCUUCAAGAUCGAUCAAAUUUUAAUAUAGAGCUAGAGGGCACUAUUGCAGUACCACUAGUUAAUUCAAAGAUUGGAAAUCCGUUUGUACUAUUAAUUCUGACUUCUGGCCAAUUUCUCUACCUUGAUUUCAUUUUGGAUGGAAAAACGGUAAAAGGACUCUCUCUACAAAACCUAGAUUUGGAUAUAAACGAAGACUUUUUGAGAGCCGGUGUGACUACAGCUUUACCAAUCGAAGAGAACAUGAUAUUUUUAGGAAGCCAGGUGACGGAUAGCUAUUUGGUUCAUUGGAAUCGUCACUCAAACAUAUCAAAAAAUACGGAAGAUAAUGAGAAUGAUGAGUUUUACUCUACUAAUGACGCCGAAAUGGAGGAAAUGCUCGAUAUUUAUGAAACCAAUGAUCGUAACGAUACUGCUGGUAAAAUUGCUUUUGAAAAUGGACCUUUGCGAAUGAGUAUUUUCGAUGUUUUGUUGAACAUUGGGCCUAUAACAGACUUCGCUAUUGGUAAAGCUGGGUCUCUGGCAUACUAUCCACAAGAUAAUCAUGGGCCGCUUGAACUAGUGGGAGCUAGUGGAGCCGGUGGCGCCGGUGGGCUUGUUGUUUUUCGUAGAAGUAUUUUUCCUCUUGUUGCUGGCGAAUUUGGUUUUCAGGGGUGUGAAGCUUUAUGGUCCGUGAGCCUUACUGGGAGACAAAGACGUUCUCGUCGAAGAGUACAAACGUCGUACAUGAAUUUGGAGCCAGAUGCCUAUUUGGUGUUAUCGAAAAAUGAUGAAUCUUUUAUGUUUUCUGCAGGUGAAACGUUUGACGAGGUCGAGAAUUCAGAUUUUAACAAACAGUCGAGAACAGUAGAUGUAGGCUCGUUGAUGUCGGGAAUGAGAAUGGUACAGAUAUGCCCUACAAGCAUACAUGUUUACGAUUCUACCCUAAAAAGGACUCAACUUUUCAAUUUUGGAAAAAACCAGGUUGUGGUGUCAACCAGUAUAUGUGAUCCUUGUAUAAUCGUUGUAUUUUUGGGCGGUGAUAUUUCCCUGUAUCGAAUGGACUUAAGAUCGCAGUUGCUUACGAGGACCGAUUUACAUAGCCAACUUCAAAGCGUUAAAACUGCUUCGUUAAUUGCCCCUGGAAAUUCUACAAUAUUUUCUAAACUUUUUCGGAAUCCAAAUGAAUAUGAGCAGAGUCAAGCGGUUUUUGACGAAUCUUCGGGAAUAUAUGGUUCUUUGAAUGGUGAUAGCAAAACCAAGAGCGUUUCUGAAGCAGAUGCUAACCUGGUCACUGAAAAAAAUGUAAGUAACCUUGAUCAGCAAUUACUAGAGAAACACCCAAUCUUAUUUGCUUUAACCGCAGAAGGUGUACUUAAAGUAUUGAAUCUCAUAGACUUUUCUCUUUUGAUGGAAUGCGACGCAUUUGAUCUACCACCAACUUUGUCCAACGGACUCAAGUCGGAAACCGCUUUCUUUAAUUCUGAGUCUAGUCAAGAAUUGGUUGAAUUGAUGGUAGCUGAUUUAGGUGAUGAUUUUAAAGAACCCCAUUUAUUCCUGCGUUCGAGAAUGAACGAGAUAACCGUUUAUAAAGCAUUCGUUUUUUACGAUGACACUGUACAUAAAAAUUUACUUUCAUUUGCAAAAGUGCCCCAAGAAGGCAUGACUCGAGAAUACCAAGUAGGAAACAUACAACCCCGUGAUGCUGGAUCUGCUUCAAAUGAGAAGUCAACCAAUUCAAUAGAUCAUUCAAGGAUGGUAGCCAUCGAGAGAGUGGGAAGUCGUUCAGCUGUGUUUGUUACUGGACGUAAACCAUUCUAUAUACUCAGUACUAAGCAUUCAAACGCCAAAUUUUAUCCUGUUAUUUCUGAAAUUCCCAUUCUUUCAAUUGCUCCUUUUCAUUCUGAACAUACUCCUCAUGGUUAUAUAUACGUGGAUGAAAACUCUUUCAUUCGUAUUUGCAAAUUUCAGGAUGAUUUCAAUUAUGAUUCUCGUUGGGCCUAUAAAAAAAUUCCGUUGGAAAAACAAGUUAGUGGUAUUGCAUAUCACCCAACUAAAAUGAUAUAUGCAGUUGGAAGUUGUGUGCCCUCUGAAUUUACUGUCACGGACGAGGAUGGGAAAGAGCUUUAUCCGCCAAGUGAUGAUAAAGAUUAUUUACCUUAUGCUAAUACCGGUUCUUUGGAUUUGAUUUCCCCCUUAACAUGGACAGUCAUUGAUAAUUAUGGAUUUUUGCCGUAUGAAAUCCCAUUGUCUGUGUCUGUUGUUAAUUUGGAAGUGUCAGAGACAACGAAACUUAGAAAACCCUAUAUUGCUGUUGGAACUUCUAUUACAAAGGGUGAAGAUAUUGCUGUUCGUGGUGCUACUUACCUUUUCGAGAUUAUCGACGUCGUCCCUCAACCAGGCCGACCAGAAACUCGACACAAACUAAAGCUAAUCACAAGAGAAGAGAUUAAAGGUACUGUUGCUGUGGUUUGCGAGGUAGACGGUUAUUUAUUGAGUGGGCAGGGCCAAAAGAUAAUAGUUCGAGCUUUGGAAGAUGAAGAUCAUUUGGUUGGUGUAGCUUUUAUAGAUUUGGGUAACUAUACCGUUUCCGCGAAAUGUUUGCGAAAUUUACUUCUAUUUGGGGAUAUUCGACAAAAUGUUUCAUUCGUUGGCUUCUCGGAAGAGCCUUAUCGAAUGACUCUAUUUGCUAAAGGUCAAGACGCACUAUCUGUUACAGCAGCGGACUUCAUAGUUCAAGGAGAAAACCUUUAUUUUGUAGUAGCUGAUACUGAGGGUGAUUUGAGAUUAUUAGCCUAUGAUCCCGAAAAUCCCGAAUCUCAUUCAGGUGAACGACUGGUUGCCAGAGGUGACUUCCAUAUUGGUCAUAUAAUUACAGCAAUGAAAAUCGUACCAAAGGAAAAGAAGUCAAGACAAGACGAUUAUGAGUACGAUACAGGGAACGAUUUCUCUUGCGUUAUGGUAAAUGCUGAUGGAGGUUUACAAAUGGUAAGCCCUGUAUCUGAAAGGGUGUAUCGUCGUCUCAAUAUUAUUCAAAACUACUUAGCCAAUAGAGUGGAUUCAGUUGGUGGAUUGAAUCCCCGGUCGCAUCGAUUAAUCUCCACGUCUUCGAAUUUGAGCAAUGCUGCUCAUCGAGUAUUGGACGGUACGUUAAUUGAACGGUUUACUUACAUGUCUGUUGCUCACAGACAUGAAAUGGCUCACAAGUGUGGUGUACCAAUCUCUACAAUCAUGAAUGAUUUAGUAGAGCUGGAUGAAUCACUUAACUACCUUUAA